Molecule: messenger RNA, 2160 nt
Organism: Styela clava
Lineage: Eukaryota; Metazoa; Chordata; Ascidiacea; Stolidobranchia; Styelidae
Source: RefSeq, a predicted model, not a curated record
GAAAGUAUACAAUGUCACAACGAUUGGUUUCCAGCUAUCGCUUUAUUUUUGGGAUUGUAGUUGUUUGUCUAUCCUCAUACUUCAUUUAUCUAUCUUAUAGUCCUCCUGCUAUUUCGAAACUUGUGUUGCAUGAAGAUUACACGGAGAACCAAACAGUGAACUUGACAUACAAUCAUCUGUUUUGUGAAAACAUCUUGUUCAAUUUGAGCAAUGGUCAGUGGGUGAAAAAGAUCUAUAGUUAUAAUGUAAGUGAGCAAGAAUAUGAGAAAUUACUGAAUGAAGAAAAAAAAUUGGAUUCCUAUUUAGCUGAAUUUCGCAUUAAACGAGGAAUACAUACACGAUUAUGGAGAGAUGAUAACAAGUGUGGAUUUAAUAAUGUUCAGUCAAAGCCGGAAGGAAAUGCGUGGGCAGCUCCAGCUGGAAGUUGGUGCGAUGCAAAAAGUAAAAAACCCUGUUGCAGCGACAUAUAUGAUGGUCAAUGUGGGAACAUUUGUGACUGCCCCAGUUGCGUCGAUACCAGGAAGAUAUAUCACGCUGAAAUAAGUGAUUGGAUUCCAUUUGAUUCUUCAUGUCGACGAAGGAACUACACAGCAGCCCAAGCUUGUGAAGUUGUCAAUCGAUUCUCUCAAAUAUAUUUUGUUGGUGAUUCUUUUGUGAGAAAAAUGUCACGAGGUUUUUUUUGACCCUAAGGUCCGAUCCAACGUAUGGAUUUUUACUGGAACGCUACGAUGAUAAGUUCAAAAAAUUAUGUGUAAGUGUUGAUCAAUUCUACUGGACAGAAUGCAGAACAGGUGGUGGAAAUAUACUAGACAUGCUCGUUGACAAAACUCCGUUCUGUGGACCUCGUACGCCACUUAUUAGUAUAAAUGAAUAUGCAAAUCACGCUUCUGCAAAUGACUUUUUAAGUUUGGUGAAAAAGUUGGCAGGAAAAGUUGGUUCAGUUAUUCUACUUGGUCAGGGUGGACACGACGGCUGUAAAUCCAAAGUGACGAUUAACAAGUUUUUAAGUGCAGCAAUCAAUUAUUUGGAAGACUAUUACAAGAAUUCUGACAAAAUUAAUACUCAGUUCGGAAAUUUUAUAAAGGUGAGGCGAUGGCCACAUAUCAUUUUUAUGUACCCUGACUCCAAUGGAAUAUUAAAACCAAAAGCAUAUCAUGCGGCAAACGGUAAUAUUGUUUGUAAACAAUUUUCUAGGGAAAUGAAAGUGUAUUGCGAUGCUCAUAAUAUUCCUGUACUCGAUUUUUACAGUCUUACAUCAGGAGUUUAUAGUUAUGAUGGAGCACAUCACGGUCUAGGAGCAAAUAUUAUGAAAGUACAACUUUUACUCAAUUACCUUGAUUACAUAUCACAGUUGAACAAUUGAACUACGUAUCUUGUAAUAUAUUAAUUUGUAUGAUCAUAAUAUUUGAUUAUAGUCUUUUUGUCUGCCUUUUUUGAGAGGAUACUCCGUGUUUUGGGUCUAGGUAUUGACUCUUUAUCAAUACGUUUAUGCAAUGUACAAUGAGUACUUCAAAAGCUGUGCCAAUUUGGUAUUGUGUACUGAAGUGAACCACCUUAUUAUAAGGUCUGUACACUCAUUUGUACAUAUUUUGUAGAAAAUUGUGUUUCAAUUAGAUUUUCUGAAAAACUAUUUUAAUAUUGUUGUCAGUGACACGUUUACCAACUUGCUUUGCGCAUCUGAUGAAUAAAACAUAACAGCAUAGUUAACACAUUCAUCAGCUGUUAAACUAUUACGUCGGUGUAAAGUAUGUAUAGCAUCCCAUUUAUGUGUCUCUAAUUUUUUCAGGAAAUUCAGAAAAAUCUUUUCUGUGUACACACGUACACAUACAUACAGAUGUAUAAAUAUGUAUAUAUAUAGACAAUAACAGACUCAAAAAAUCUUAUCAACGCUCCUAAAAAAUUUGGUAAAACUUGUAAUAUGAUGAAUAAGAUUCGUUUUUAUAUCAUGCUGUUACUGAACAUGUUGCUGUAUCUGUAGUAACGCGUUCAUACUCAUGUUGCUGUUUUCCUGCCUGUGUGUCUAAUUUCCUGUCACCGGAUACGCACCGUGGCCUAUUUUCGAAUCACCCGUAAUCUAAUCACGCUUAUUUACAAGCAAUUGUACAUAUUAUAUCUGUUUUUUAUAUUAUGUUGUUUUAAUAAACGCAAAAGUAUGUCAUA